CAUUGCUUAGUUGGACAGUAAAACAGUAGACCUUCCACAAUAUAUCUGUCCACAUAUAAUCACUGAGACAUAGAGGCCAUUUGGAGCUGAACAUAGUUGAGCUCUCCAUAGAUGCAGAGUUAGGUUUUCCAAGCCAGAAUGGGAUCUCUUGAAAAUGACAUAAAUCAAGAUUUUCAGGAUGCCAUAGAUGUAAUUCAGCAUCACUCGCAGAUGCAAUAUUAUGACACAGAAAACAAAUACUAUGAGAAUUUGGAAAGUCAACAGUCCUCUGUAAGACACGCUAUCUCAUACUAUCAGUUCACACCUCAUUUUGAGCCUCCAGGACCGAUGUACGACUGGAACGAAUCCUCAUCAUGGUCUCACAUUGUGCCAGAUGUGUCUCUGGGGCCAUUGUGUUCCGCUGAGCCUUCAGUGUUUUAUUCAAAUUUAACACAGCGCCAUGGAAAAGGUCGUAAGAAGUUACGCUUAUAUGAAUAUCUGCAUGAGGCCCUUCACGACGACAACAUGGGCGACUCCAUUCAGUGGAUGGACCGAGGGAGUGGCAUCUUCCAUUUCAUCUCAAAAAAUAAAGAGAAACUGGCUGAAUGCUGGGGUCAACGCAAGGGCAACCGCAAGACCAUGACCUACCAGAAAAUGGCACGCGCUCUCCGCAACUACAGCCGUACGGGUGAGAUUGUGAAAGUGCGUCGCAAGCUCACCUAUCAGUUUAACCCAGCUAUACUGCAGCGACUGAGCUCACUGUCAGGCUACAGCUCAGGCCCUUCUUCCAGAGACAUGGCCCUUCAAAUGCAAGGCUCUGCUGAUCACGUCUACUACAGCACUCCUCUACAGGACUGUCAUUACUGGUGCGGCCAAUACUCUCACCAGUGUGAGUACGAUCUUGCUACUGUACUGACAACGCAUGAGGACACUAAAAUAGGCGUUUCAGCUCAGUGAACUGGCAAAAAGAGCCAAUCCCCGUCUUUCCAUGAAUUAUAAAUGUUCAGUCUUUC
This is a messenger RNA of Carassius carassius (crucian carp), 992 nucleotides long. Its product is annotated as transcription factor Spi-C-like. The record is from RefSeq and is a predicted model, not a curated record. Gene Ontology annotation, molecular function: sequence-specific DNA binding; DNA-binding transcription factor activity, RNA polymerase II-specific. Gene Ontology annotation, cellular component: nucleus. Gene Ontology annotation, biological process: regulation of transcription by RNA polymerase II; cell differentiation. The transcript has 5 exons. The coding region runs from base 139 to 936 and encodes 265 amino acids. Lineage: Eukaryota; Metazoa; Chordata; Actinopteri; Cypriniformes; Cyprinidae.